GGAUUAGCAGAUCUGAGAGCAGCUCUGAGAGGAGAGCUUGGUGAGUGUAAAGGAGCACAGUCAGCGGGCCGGGUUUAUCUGAGUAACUGAGAGCAGUUCAGCUCCCUCUGUGUGUGCAGUGCUCAGCUCAGCUGAUCAGGAGUUAAAGCGGAGGACCCCUCAAUGGCGCCUCGCAGUGAGACCGGGAUAAUGAAGAUCCUCUGGCUGCUGCUAAUCCUGACUCAGUUUCAUCAUGCUCAUUCAGCUUCUAAAGGAGUCACUGCCAGUCUGAAGGCCAAGUGGCCUCAAACACCACUCCUGCUGGAGACGAGUGAGUUCAUCUGUGAAAGUGGUGAAGAAAAGUUCUGGCCAUUUGUCGACACUGUGAGGGAGCUAGCGGUGUACAAGCACGGAGAAUCCGUCCGGUCCUACUAUAACCUGAUCGUUAAGAAGGCCGGACAGUUCCUGACUGAUCUUCAGGUCAGCCUGCUGAAGCUCUCCCUGUCCCUCAGAGCAUACUCACCCACUGUACACACAUUCCUACAGAUUGCCAGUGAUGAGCCUCCACCUGAGGCUUGCUCUGCGUUCGUCUCUGUGCACGGGCAGCUCACCUGCAGCACCAAGGACAUGAAGAAGCUCCUGAAGACUGCCGCAGGCAGGCCAAAGCCAUACCUGUACAAGAACGAUCACAAAUACCCAGGAGCGAACGGGACUGAUCUUCCUGUGGUUAUUCUCUACGCUGAGAUCGGAACCAAGAAGUUCAACACAUUCCAUAAGGUUCUUUCUGAGAGGGCUGAAGAGGGGAAGCUGAUCUAUGUGCUCCGUCAUUAUGUGGCUGAGCCAAAGAAGCAGAACAUACUUCUGUCUGGGUAUGGAGUAGAGCUGGCUAUUAAAAGUACGGAGUACAAAGCUGUGGAUGACACUCAGGUUAAAGAUUCAAAAUCAUCCACAACCGAUGAAGAAGAUGACACAGAUGAAGUCCAGGGCUUUUUGUUUGGGAAGCUGAAGAAAUCGUAUCCAGAUCUGCAGGGGCAGUUAGGAGACCUGAGGAGGCACCUGCUGGAAAGCACCAACGACAUGGCACCUCUGAAAGUGUGGGAGCUGCAAGACCUGAGUUUCCAGGCAGCAGCUCGGAUCAUGUCCGUGCCAAAGUUUGAUUCUCUCAAAUUGAUGCGCGACCUGAGCCAAAACUUCCCCAGCAGAGCGAGAUCACUGACGAGAGUGGCUGUAAACCUGGAGAUGAGGAAGGAAAUUGAGGAGAACCAGAAGCGCCUGAGUGAGAGUAUGGGGAUUCACCCUGGAGAUUCCAGUCUCUUCAUUAAUGGAAUACACAUUGAUCUGGACCUUCACAACGCGUUCAGCAUACUUGACAUUAUCAGAGGUGAGGCUAAGCUGCUGGAGGGGCUUCAUAACCUGGGCAUCAGGGGAACCAGCAUGAGCAAGUUCUUGCGGAUGCCUGUGACCACUGUGGAGGAGAGUUACGCUCUGGAUAUCAGGCACUCUGCUAUAAUGUGGAUUAAUGAUAUUGAGAGUGACUCCACAUACAGGACCUGGCCCUCAAGCCUGCAGGAGCUGCUCAGAGCUACGUUUCCUGGUGUGAUUCGACAAAUUCGCCGGAACUUCUUUAAUCUGGUUCUGUUUUUCGAUCCAGCCCAGGAGGAAAGCAUAGAGCUGGUAAAACUGGCUGAGCUUUUUUACAAGCAUAAGAUUCCCCUGAGGAUUGGGUUUGUCUUUGUCGUAAACACAGAAGACAAAGUGAAUGGAUUUGAGGAUGCUGGAGUUGCUUUCUUCAGACUGUGGAACUACAUCGCUGAAGAGUAUGAUGUAACCCAGGCUUUCUUAUCAAUGGUGACUAUGUACAACAGAGUGGAUGUUGGAGAUUCUUUAUCAGUGGAGACAGUGACUGCGUAUCUGAAGAAGAAGUUUCCAAAAGCUAACACUGCCAAAAUACUCGGGGUGGAAUCCAGCUAUGAUGACAAGCGAAAGGCCGGUGCAGUGUUCUACAGGAAGAGUGGUCUGGGAGCACUUCCUGUGGCUCUGUUUAAUGGGAUUCCCCUCAGCAGUGAAGAGAUGGACCCGGACGAGCUGGAGACCAUUCUGCUGCAGCGCAUCAUGGACACCACCAACUUCUUCCAGAGGGCCGUCUUCAUGGGUCAGAUUUCUGAGGGCCUGGAUGUGGUGGAUUUCCUGAUGGAACAGUCUAAUGUUGUUCCACGCAUAAACCCUGUGAUUCUGAGCCCAGAGAGGAGAUACCUGGACUUCACUGCCUCUCCAGUUGCUGAUGACUGGGAUGACUCAAUGAUGUUCUCCUUCCUGGACUCCAAGGACAAGACGGCAGUUGUUUCCAAGAGAAUGAAGUAUUUAACCAAGCACGAAGAGGAGAUGGUGUACGGAGUGACCAUUUGGAUUAUUGCGGAUAUUGAGCAGGCCCCCGGGAGGCAGAUGUUGCUGAAUGCCUUGAAACAUAUGAAGUCCAGCAGUUCCAAUAGCCGCGUCGGUGUGAUUAAUAACCCCGGUGGAACUCCCUCUGAAGACAACAGCAGCCUAUACAAAGCUAUCUGGGCCUCCUUCCUCACCCAGACCUCCAAAAACACCCUCGACUUCACCCUCAAACUCCUUAAAGAGGACACUGUCCAGCUCAUCACACAUGACACCAAGAUUAAAGAUCUGCUCUUGCAGGGAAUGGACCAGGAUGCCUUUGAGAAGAAGUUCAACACUCUGGACGUGGACUUUCUGCGCAGCCAGCAGCGUUUCUGUCAGGAGGUGCUGAAACUCAAGGCGGGACAAAGAGCUGUGGUCAGCAACGGCAGGAUCCUGGGUCCAUUCACAGAAGAUGAGGAGUUCAGUGCAGACGAUUUCCACCUCUUGGAGAAGAUCACACUGAGCACAUCUGCUGAGAAGAUCAAAGCUAAAGUCAAACUAAUGAAUUUGGCUCCCAGAAAGAGUAGUGAUCUCAUUAUGAAAGUGGAUGCUCUGCUCUCGGCCGCUCCCAAAGGAGAGGCCCGGAAGGACAUCAAAUUUGUAAAAGAUAAACACAGUGUUUUGCAUCUUGCUGCACGGGAAGACGAGGUCUUCUAUGAUGUAGUUGCAAUUGUGGACCCCCUAACAAGAGAUGCUCAGAAGUUGGCUCCGCUGUUGAGUGUGCUUGGUCAAGUGGUCAAUAUGAGAGUGCAGGUGUUUACGAACUGCAGAGCCAAGCUGUCUGAGAUGCCCCUGAAGAGUUUCUAUCGUUUUGUGAUGGAGGCAGAGGUGUCUUUUCUUGGCAAUGAUACGAUGUCCACAGGCCCAGUGGCUCGCUUUACUGAAAUCCCAGAAUCCCCUCUGCUCACGCUCAACAUGAUCACACCCGAGAGCUGGAUGGUGGAAGCAGUUAGGAGCCCACAUGACCUGGACAACAUUCACCUACAGGAGGUCAGUGGGGUGGUGAAUGCUGAAUAUGAGUUGGAGUAUUUGCUUCUGGAGGGACACUGUUUUGAUAUGUCCACUGGUCAGCCUCCCCGAGGCCUGCAGUUCACACUGGGCAUGAAACAGGACCCUCUCAUGCAGGACACCAUCGUCAUGGCCAACCUGGGUUAUUUCCAGCUGAAGGCCAACCCAGGUGCCUGGAUCCUUAGGCUGCGGAAGGGCCGGUCUGAGGACAUCUAUCAAAUACAAGCGCAUGAUGGAACAGACUCUCCUGCAGACGCUGAAGACGUCAUAGUGGUGCUCAAUAGCUUCCACAGCAAGAUCAUCAAAGUUCGAGUUCAGAAGAAGCCUGACAAACUUAACGAAGAUCUUCUCAGCGAAGCUACAGAAAGCAAAGGCCUGUGGGAUUCCAUAACAAGUGUGUGGAGUACUUUGGAGAAAAGUCUAACAGGCAGCUCCAGCGUGGAGGAAGGGGACAAGAAAAAGGAGGAUGUGCUCAACAUCUUUUCAGUGGCCUCUGGGCAUCUGUAUGAGCGCUUUCUGAGAAUAAUGAUGCUGUCUGUCCUGCGGCACACUAAAACCCCUGUCAAGUUCUGGUUCCUGAAGAACUACCUCUCACCCUCCUUUAAGGAAACUAUUCCCCACAUGGCUGAGGCCUAUGGGUUCCAGUAUGAAUUGGUGCAGUAUAAGUGGCCCCGCUGGCUGCAUCAGCAGACGGAGAAGCAGCGCAUAAUCUGGGGCCACAAGAUCCUCUUCCUAGACGUACUGUUCCCUUUAGCUGUGGAUAAGAUCAUCUUCGUCGAUGCAGAUCAGAUUGUCAGGGCAGAUUUGAAAGAGCUGAGGGAGCUGGACCUGGAAGGCGCCCCUUACGGGUACACGCCGUUCUGCGACAGCCGGAGAGAAAUGGAGGGCUACCGUUUCUGGAAGACUGGAUACUGGGCCUCACAUCUUGCUCAUAGGAAGUAUCACAUCAGUGCACUGUAUGUAGUGGAUUUGAAGAAGUUUAGGAAGAUUGCAGCAGGUGACCGUCUUCGUGGACAAUACCAAGCCCUAAGCCAAGAUCCCAACAGCCUUUCUAAUCUGGACCAGGACCUUCCCAAUAACAUGAUCCACCAAGUGGCGAUAAAGUCCCUUCCUCAGGAGUGGCUGUGGUGCGAGACCUGGUGUGAUGAUUCAUCCAAACCCACUGCCAAGACAAUCGACCUGUGUAACAACCCCAAGACCAAAGAGCCCAAGCUGAGCGCGGCCGUCCGCAUCGUGCCCGAGUGGACCAGCUACGACAGCGAGAUCAAACAGCUGCUGAAACGGGUACAGGAACAGAAACCGGAGGCGUCCAACACAGGACCAUCACAAACACAGACAAAACAUACAGGGAAUCAGAGGGACGAACUCUAGCACCUUCCUGAUAGAAGACGGACAUGUUUGCACCUCAUCCUUCAGUGCGGCCUGAACUCUGCUGCUGCACGGACACGAGCAUUUCCCAUUAAACUACUCUACCAGACAGUAUUAAACUGAAAUCUCAGCUUCACGAAGAGCGUGAGGAGACAGGAACACUGAACAAAACACGAUUUUUAAGCAGAUGUGAAGAUAUAUUUCUAUUUAUGGAUGGUGAUGAGAGGCGCCUUGAUUUAAACAACUUGUUUUGGUACAAUAAGUGGAAUUUUCCAUUAAACCAAACUCACGUGACAUACAGAAGAAUUUCCAGCAGUGUGAUUCAGACUAUGACCAUGGCGUAUGAUUGUCGUCAUCAUUAUCGUCAUCAUCAUGUGAAAA
Astyanax mexicanus (Mexican tetra) is the source of this 5157-nucleotide messenger RNA. It is a transcript of the gene uggt2, whose product is annotated as UDP-glucose glycoprotein glucosyltransferase 2. Gene Ontology annotation, molecular function: UDP-glucose:glycoprotein glucosyltransferase activity. The transcript has 41 exons. NCBI's taxonomy places the organism in Eukaryota, Metazoa, Chordata, Actinopteri, Characiformes, Acestrorhamphidae. The record is from RefSeq and is a predicted model, not a curated record. Gene Ontology annotation, cellular component: endoplasmic reticulum. The coding region runs from base 163 to 4779 and encodes 1538 amino acids.